AUGAGGCGCGAGGACGCGGAGAAGUGGCACGGAAAAGGGGACCUGAUGCAGUCCAACUUUGUGCGUGAGACCUUGUCCCUGCCGACCAUGGACAAGGCCAGCUGCCUGUCCAUUGGCCACGGCCAGAUCAGCGAGAGGAGCUUCUUCGAGCUGCUGCAGGUGAAUUCGGUGCGAGUGCUCUAUGACUUUAGGCACAGCGACCACCGGGGGGACGUGCACUCGCCCUGCGAGCAUUUCUCCGUGCGGGCGCUGAAGUCCAGCUGCCGCGUGCGCGGCCUCGCGUACAAGCACGUGGCCCUCGGCAGGGAGACAGCCUAUGGGAUCUUGAAACACGUCAAGACAGACGAGGCGCAACACGCCCUCAUCGAGCUGGUGUGGCACGCGAAGCGUGGCGGGACGUGCUUCCUGGGUUUUGAUCAGGAUUGGCGCCUCGAUCGGCGCCAGGUGAUCGCUGACGAGGUGGUGGCCGCCGGCCACAGCGUGAAGCAUAUCAACUCCACAGGCAGCACGGAGGACCAUGACCCACACCGGAAACUCCCGGAUUUCAUCGUCUCGGAGGAGGAGCGGCUCCGGAAGUUGGAGCAGCAGCGCAGGGCCGGGGAGCUGCUGCGCCCCGAGAAGUCCGCGGUGGACCGCUCCUCCGAGGCAGUGGCAUCUCAGCUGAUGCGGCCCAGCAAGGAGAUCGACGCAAUGGACGAGCUGCGGGCGGCUGCGAACCAAGUCGAACUGGAGCGCGCCCAACGAAACCUCGCACGCUUGCAGAGGUUGGGGGACAAGCACGGCGCGCUGGCGCACAAAGUGGUGAAAGCGGCGCCGCAGUGGGUCCUGGAUGAAGCCAGGCAGCAGGAAGAAUGGAUCGCCAAGAAGAAGGCCGAGAAGCUGGAGAAGGCGGAGAAAGCGGAGAAAGCACCUGACAGAAGACAAGAAAGUGAAGCCACUGAAGCCUUGGACGAGGAGCUCUCCGUGGAAUGCUCAAGGUGUGGGGUCCUACGCCCCUGGAGCCAAUUGGCCGAAGGAGAUGGCGUUUGCAAAGAGUGCUGGGCUACAUCCGGAGAGGGUGAUGUCACGCGCUCGAGGUGCUGCUCCUGUGAAGCAGAGCUGCCAAAGGAUUGGCUGGACCUUGGUGCCUGCCCAGCUUGCAUCACAUCCGCCAGCGAGAGCUGUGCCAGCACAGUAGCCACAGAGGCUGAGGCUGAGAGUCCCCAGCGCGAUGGCGACGCGAAGGGCUGGCGUGCGAAGCGCUUUGCAAAGUACUCCCCAGAUGCUUGA
Effrenium voratum is the source of this 1269-nucleotide messenger RNA. Lineage: Eukaryota; Dinophyceae; Suessiales; Symbiodiniaceae. The record is from the annotation of a GenBank genome assembly.